This is a messenger RNA of Knipowitschia caucasica, 405 nucleotides long. The record is from the annotation of a GenBank genome assembly. NCBI's taxonomy places the organism in Eukaryota, Metazoa, Chordata, Actinopteri, Gobiiformes, Gobiidae.
AUGAAGACCAAAAGACGACACCGCAGCUCAGAGACGCUUCAUGUGACGACGAUGUUUAUCCUGAAGAAUCCGUGGCUUUCUGUAGCACUCAGAGCGGACUCAGAGCAGACUCAGAGCGGACUCAGAGCGGACUCAGAGCGGACUCAGAGCGGACUCAGAGCGGACUCAGAGCGGACUCAGAGCGGACUCAGAGCGUUCAGAGCGGACUCAGAGCGGACUCAGAGUGGACUCAGAGCGGACUCAGAGCGGACUCAGAGCGGACUCAGAGCGGACUCAGAGCGGACUCAGAGCGUUCAGAGCGGACUCAGAGCGGACUCAGAGCGGACUCAGAGCGGACUCAGAGCGGACUCAGAGCGGACUCAGAGCGGACUCAGAGCGUUCAGAGCGGACUCCGACAGCGCGUAA